Monomorium pharaonis (pharaoh ant) is the source of this 1889-nucleotide messenger RNA. RefSeq names its product mental retardation GTPase activating protein homolog 4-like. The transcript is spliced from 4 exons. NCBI's taxonomy places the organism in Eukaryota, Metazoa, Arthropoda, Insecta, Hymenoptera, Formicidae. The coding region runs from base 120 to 308 and encodes 62 amino acids. The record is from RefSeq and is a predicted model, not a curated record.
GCGAUUCUCGAAGCAACGAUAGUUGAACGAAAAGUGAACAAAUUCAGUUUCGAACAGUUUUUAACGCGUAGUGAUUUAACGCUCCGCACGAUCCUGAUGAUUUGGACCUCGGGAGGAGGAUGCGGUGCCAAGGGAACUCAAGUGCAAGGAUUGUCCGGUGGGCGGAGGUGAGACGAGAGAUGCAGCGGCCCGCAGCAGCAGGUAGCGGCGAAGAUGUUGGUCUUCUAUCUGGGGUUCAACGACUUCUGAGAUAUCCUGUAUGCAGAGGUCUUCCGCCGUUUCCGCUUCGUGUUUUUAGCAUGCGGUAGGCAAUUUUGAAUGCGACGAAAACGAUCUCAUACAAUUCAUCCGAGGCUAACUGCUACGCCAAUGUCAUUGCCGGGGUACGAUAUACCAGUUUGACUCUCCAAACUUUUCUACAAACAGGUACGAACACCAUAGGAACUUCGUUGAAAGCAAAAAGCAGAAGCAAUAUAUGUUUUUCUCAAUACUUUAAGACUUCCGACUUUAAUGUAUUCAGUGAAAACUUUUGGGAUUUCACCGGUAAAUUUGGUAGCAAUCGUUCCGUUAGACAGAAAUUUUUGAAACCAUCAAUUGUCACUGCGCGACGAACGUACAAAUAUUUUAUUUUAUAUGUACAUAUUUAAUAUCCAGGAGUAGUCAUUUGAUUCUCUCCCGCUUUUAUCUUAUCUGCUAUUAUAUGUAUAUGUAGAUAGUCGCAGCAUUCUCAAUUUAGGCAUAACUUCCUGUUGUGUCAAAUUUAAUUUAUCUCUAUAUUUUAUACAUGUCUACAUUACCCUCGUGUAAUUAAUGUAUUACGCUAAACAAAACAAACACAAAUGACGUCAUAAACAUCAAAAUCAUUAAUGAUAAUUUAAAAAAUUGUAAAUCAUAAAUUUCACUGUAUACCAUCUCCGUAUAUGGAUAGAGAAAUAAUAUGUUAAAACAUAAAGUUGAAUUAAAAACUAGGACUGUCACUUUUGACAACUUCGAAUAUUCUAAGUUGUCCAAAGUAAUAGCAUUAUUAAAAAUUAUAAAUUAUGUCGAAUAUCAUAUCAAAUCGCUAUCAUAAAUUCUUCCUUUUAGAUAAAUUCCAUAGAAAAUUUGUCAAACGGAAACGGCCACUACAAGCCCGUGUUCGAUUUAACAAUGUUUGCAUCGAAGUAACUUAACUUUAAAACUUGGUUUAAUAGACUACCUAUUGCCUUUUAUUUCUUGAAACUAAUAAAUGAUAGAAAGUAAAACCGAGUUUAAAUAUACAUUGGGGUGCAAAACGAGCCUUACUAUCGCAGGGAAUUUUAUGCACCUCGCGACAAUUAUCGAUGCGUCUCGAUCGCAAACCGCGAUUGUACAUACGAUGUACCUGCGAAGCGUCGUUCGUCACAUUGCGUGUGAUACCCUAACUUAUACGUGCAGCACAUCCGGUCGCGGGGAGUCGCAACUGACCGUAGUCCCGUAACUACGCGUCGUGUCGUCGCGUACGCAUUGUGUAGUAAAAACGUAGUAUGCGUAAACGAGGCGAAACUCAACACGGUUUCGUGCACCAAGGACAUUCUAUCUCCUACGUGGCUCUACUCCUACUGACCCGCGCCUCUCCACCUCCUCCGUCUCUUCUACCUUCGUUCUUGCUUCUCUCACAGUCGAUCACUUCAAAUUGUUCGCCGGAAGCGGUCCUCGCUUUUCCACGUACCUAUGUACGCACGAAGAAUUUCUAAAAUCGGCGAAUAACAUAAAAAAUAAUACUUCAAAAAUUUUAAUGAGAUUUAUGCUCGUUGUCGAUAUGCAAAAAUGACAUAUAAGCAUUUCUUCAGACUCAUGAAAUAUUUUGGUCUCAUCGUUUUUUAUUGUUAAUAUAAAGAAGUAUAAUUAAUUAAAAACAAAAAAUAAUU